Messenger RNA from Phanerochaete carnosa HHB-10118-sp, 1401 nucleotides. RefSeq names its product glycoside hydrolase family 16 protein. The transcript has 9 exons. The coding region runs from base 208 to 1260 and encodes 350 amino acids. Gene Ontology annotation, molecular function: hydrolase activity, hydrolyzing O-glycosyl compounds. Lineage: Eukaryota; Fungi; Basidiomycota; Agaricomycetes; Polyporales; Phanerochaetaceae. The record is from RefSeq and is a predicted model, not a curated record. Gene Ontology annotation, biological process: glucan catabolic process.
UUAUAGGAAUCAGACCCUGCCAGUCCUUCAAUUCUCCCGACGUUCUGUGUUCUGCAGUCACUGGGCCAUUCAUUUGCCCGUGCAUCGCCUGAGCGUUGCCGUUGUUCUUUCAUCUUUGCAGGAACUCAAAUAGACGGUACCCGCGUGUUUCAACGUGCGGCCAGGGCCAUCUCGUUUCCCCCUCUCCCCCGUAAUUCGUAUUCUUCCAUGCGUCUCCUAGCUGUACUCGGCUCGCUCCUCCUACCGGUGCUCGCCAAUGCACAGUAUCAGAUGGUCAAGGAGUACAUCGGAGAUAGCUUCUUCGACGACUGGGCCUUCUACAAUAACAACGACAACCUGACCAAUGGCAAUGCAUUCUUCGUGAGCGCGAAAGAGGCCUCACAGGACAAGCUCGCAUUCGUAAACGAUGCUGGGAACGCCAUCAUGAAGGUGGAUAACACCUCGAACCUUAACUUUAACGACAACCGCAACACGAUCCGGAUAACGUCGACCGACAGGUUCACUGUAGGAAGCCUCUGGAUCGCGGACAUGCUGCAUGUCCCGUAUGGCUGCUCGGUAUGGCCUGCCUGGUGGUCAUCAGCACCAAACUGGCCAGCGGGCGGAGAAAUUGAUACCCUCGAAGGUGUCAAUCAGGUCACCAUGAGCCAUAUGGCCCUACACACAGCGCCAGGUUGUGUGCAAUCGAACACGUCGGUCGAGACGAGUACCCUCGUUAACACCACAGACUGCUCCACGCUUGCGAAUAACAAUGAGGGUUGCACCGUCACAACGCCAGGCGCGAGCUACGGCCCAGCGUUUGCCGCGGCCGGGGGCGGUGUCUUUGUAACAGAAUUCGCUUCCAAAGGCAUUUCCAUAUGGUUUUUUAAUCGUACCUCACUUCCGCAGUCGUUGCAAGGGAACGCAAGCACGGUGGACACAUCUACCCUUGGCACCCCGACAGGGAACUGGCCUUCAGACGGAUGUAACAUAAACUCUUUCUUUGAGCCGCAGCAACUCGUCUUCGACAUAACCUUGUGCGGAGACUUUGCGGGGACCGCGUCCAUCUUCCAGCAGACAUGCACGGGCAUAUGCUACGAUGAUUGGGUUUUGGGUUCGCCGUCGAACUACGACACAGCCUACUUCGAAGUGCAGUACGUACGCGUGUACGGACAACCGGGAGAGUUGACUGUCAUCCCGUCCGGUGGCGUCCGCUCCGCGGGCACCGCGGCUGUCUUCACCGUCCUCGUGGCUGUUGUGGCGGCUGUAACGCUGGCCUGGUAGAGCAUGACCCUUUUGAAAAGCCUAUUGGAUCGCAUGUGAGAGGCGGAGUGCGUAGAAAAUACCCGCGGACACUGGAUUAUCUCGAUCUAUCACGGACUGUAGACUGCUGUAUACGUAAGAUGCUUUGUAAUGACUGUAGCC